AGCGGGAGCCAAAAGGCCAGCGGCGACCGGGCGUCGCAGAGCAUCAGCUGGCCUGCCGGAUCCUGAGGCGGGGGGAGGCUAGCAACUAACCCGCUUGGAGGCGAGGGAGCCCUGGUUGGAGCCGCUGCACCAGGAACCCCCGAGCCGGGAAGUCUGAUGGCCGCUUAGGCGGUGCUUUUCUUCCCCUCUCCGACCCCGGGGCCCUUUGGGCUUAACGUUACAGGAGCAAUGUCCAAGAAGCCUUUAAACGUCCCUGUGGAAAAUGGGCAAGCAGACAAGACGGAGGUGGAGAAUGGACAUCCCAACCUGACACCUCCCACUCUUAGCACCUCCAGUGUGGAGGAGAUGGUUCAGCAGAUGAAAGAGCUCAUUACGGAGAACAAUGAGCUUAAAGAAACCAUGAGGCAGCGGAACCAAGCAAUGAAAGAUCGCUUUGAGGAGCUUUCUGCUUGGAAAGAGAAGCUGAAAGAAGAGCGGGAGUUUUAUGAAUCGAAAUUCAAGGAAGCCAGGCAGUGCUUGGCAACCAAGUGUCUUGAGAAUGAAGGCCUCCAAAAUAAACUCCGAACCCUGGAAGAGAAGGAAGAAGGGAUCGCAAAUGAAUGCACUGUUUCUAGGAAGGAGAUGACCCAAGAACUAGAGCAACUGAAGGCCCAGGUGGCAAAGCUGCAGGCUGAAAAGGCAGAUCUGGUUGCCAUCAUUUCAGAGCUGCAGCUGAAGCUCAGCGCUGCUGCAACCGAAGACUCGUUUGUUGAGAUCAGAAUGCAUGAAGGAGAAGCAGAGGGGGCUUUAAAAGAACAUCAGGAUGUUGAUGUCAAAAAAAUAGAUGGAAAUACAGCUAUGUAUGUCCGGAACAAAUCUGUGGAUGAAGCAAAGAAAUACUUGGAAAAAGAAGAGUUAACCGUCAGCCAGCUUCUUCUUUCUCUCAGGACCGAAACUCAGAAGAGGGAAGCACUGGAAAAUAAGCUGCAGGAACUUAAGGACAAGUGCCAACAGCUGUUGAGUCUGAAAAAGAAAACAGAUGAGAAAGGCAUUCAGACAGAACAAGAAGCCAACGAGAAAAAAGAGAGAACAGAAAGUGUGAGAAAUGAAGUGGAAACGCUAAAUCUGCAAGUAUCUAACCUCUUCAGAGAGCUUCAGGAGACCCAUGCCAAGUUAAAAGAAGCAGAAGAAAUUAAGAAAAAGCUGCAUGAAAAGUGUCAGGUUCUUGAAAAGGAGCACCCUGCAAGUGUUGGAGACUUGGAUGAGAAGCAACAAUUGUUGUACAGUGUUAAGAAGCUGGAACUCCAAGUGGAGAGCAUGCAGUCCGAAAUCAAGCUGGAACAAGCUAAAACCAAUGAUGAGAAAGCCAAAUAUAGUAAACUGCAGGAUGCAUAUAAAAAGCUUGUAGUGGAACUGACUGAUGCCUUGCAAACCGUUGAAGAAUUAAAAGGCAAAGAGGUCAAAAGGGUAGACCAGGCCACACUGGAAGAAUUAAUUCACAAACUGGACCUAGCAGAAAAGGCACUGGCUGCCAAACAGUUCCAGAUAGACAAAAUGAAGCAAACUAUUGUGAAGCAAGAGGAAGAGCUUGAGACUGUAGCUGUCCUCCGAGCUCAGAUGGAGGUCUACUGCUCUGAUUUCCAUGCUGAAAGAGCAGCGCGGGAGAAGAUCCAUGAGGAAAAGGAGCAAUUAGCCACGCAGUUGGCGUACUUCUUGGCCGAAAAGCAAGAGCGUGAAGAUCUUGGCAGGUGCUCCUUGGCGGAAAUGCAAACCCGUCAUGGGACCAGACUGUCAUCAGAUCAAGGAGCAGAAGAUCAGAAUCGCCAGCAGCAGCCAAGGGAUAUGCCUGUACAUUCUUGCCCAAAGUGUGGAAUAAUUCUUCCGGACAUAGAUACACUUCAGAUUCAUGUUAUGGACUGUAUCAUCUAAACAGUGUUCUCAGAAAUGCUCAAAAACAAGAUCUGCACUUUCUAAGAAAAUGUGUCCAUUUGCACCUUCAUUAGAAAGCAUUUGGAAUGUGAAUAGCUUUUUUCCUAAUGAUUCCAUAGGAAUGUUAAGGGCUUAGUUAUGCAUUCAAAAUUUACCUUACAAAGACUGUAACAUAUAUUCAUACGAUCAGUUUCUAACUAGCUGAAGCUAAGUAUGUCAACAGCGUCAUUCCUAGGAGCCAAGAUACUUUAAGAAGAUGAGCGGGUUAUUUUGGGUGGCCAUUCAAGUAGGAACAUUUGCACACUUCGAAGUUUUAACAGGCAGCUUCAAAGCUGAGUAUUUAUAUGCAUCACAUAUCUUAAAGGUGUGCAGAACAUUUUGAGGUUGAACCCUUUCAAUACCUGUUUCAGUCAGAAUGAUUCAUUUAAAAGUUGGGCAACGUCCACUAAAGUCAGAUUAUUCUGGUGAAAUGAGAACAGGACUUUGAAGGAUCUGACCCUGUCACCCUCAAAAAGUUUUGUGUAGCUCUCCAUGUAGUAUAGAUGGAUGAAAGAUUGGGGUACCUUUAAUCAGGAAGAAAUACAUCAAGGCCAUUGACAAACAGGUAAAUAAAUGUGUGUUUGUUGCAAAUUGAGAAAACGUCCAUGCUUGCACGCAUGAAACUCUCUCCCCAAACUCUUGAAAGCUGUGCCUCUGUUCUUGCUGAUCGUGGUAGAUCUGUAAGUGAAAAAGACAAUGAGUCAAAGUAUCAAAGAGAGCAAUAAUUAGUGCUGAUUUUUAUUUGUGCUUUUGAUUCAUUUAAUUCCUGUUUAAAUGGUGAUUAUUUAAACAUGAAUCGAGAGAAUUAAAUAGUGAUUUAUUUAAUUGUUUAAAUAGUGCAGGAGUCACUAGUGGCAUAAUUUAAUACAUAUCUUAAAUGUGUAUUUUAAAGCUUAAUCUGUAUCUCUUAUUCUUCCAAGAGUACCUUACUGAUGUAAAGUUUACAACAAAGCCAGGCAACCAUUUUAAAAAAAAAUGCAUGAGGGUCACAGUUCCUCACCUUAGUUUUUACAGUGAAUUAGUGGCCUGGCUUUACCCAAAUGAGGAUUAAAUUAAUUAACUGCCCAAUAAUACUUUGUUGGCAUGUUUUGUUCCUUAUUUUUGAGAGAUUUCUUUUUAAAGAAUCAUCUGGAUGUUAUACUUGAAAAAAAGGCUUAAUGGCGCGAGAGGUAAAUGAAUUGUAUUAAUGAAAGAAGAAAAUAAAGCCAUGUU
Molecule: messenger RNA, 3159 nt
Organism: Python bivittatus (Burmese python)
Lineage: Eukaryota; Metazoa; Chordata; Lepidosauria; Squamata; Pythonidae
Source: RefSeq, a predicted model, not a curated record